AUGCUCCAAGAAACCAGCAGACCCCCGGUGGAAAUGAUUUGCCCGUUGACCAAUGAACUCAUGAUGCAGCCCGUGGUGCAUCGGACGUACGGAUACAGUUGUGAGGAGUCAGCCAUCAUGGGUUGGCUGGAAAGUGGACAAACUCUGUGCCCGUUGACAGGUCAGCCCCUGGAAAUAUCCGAUUUUGUUCCUCAUCGAGCCCUGCAAGACCACAUUGUGAACUGGCACCAAGCCGCGCUUGUAGCGGAGAAAGAAGCACAACAAGCAGAAGAAAAGUCUCUGAUGAAUGACGUGAAGGAAUCAGCUACGCAAGACGAUUGGAAAGGCAACCGAUCUGGCAACGAUGGAUCCGAUCCAGUAGUCCUUGCUUUGGUUCCAAGGAGCCCACCAUCCCGCCGACUUGUCACAAGUGCGCUUGUGGCCUAG
This is a messenger RNA of Seminavis robusta, 426 nucleotides long. NCBI's taxonomy places the organism in Eukaryota, Bacillariophyta, Bacillariophyceae, Naviculales, Naviculaceae. The record is from the annotation of a GenBank genome assembly.